AUGGACGACAUGCCCCCCCUCGCGUACGGCGUCAUCACAGCGCUGUUCCCCAUCGCCGUGAUCACUAUCCCGAUGCGCAUCUGGGUCAGGGGAAUCGCCCUGCAGGACUUGAGCUGGGACGACUGGAUGAUGGCUAGCAUGACGAUCUUCUUCCCUACGCAGCAAGCCAUUCUGCACCUUGAAGUAGUCACGGCAACACGACCCGAGGUCAUGACAGAUCUCCUCAAGGGUCUCCUAGCGGAGGAGUUCUACUAUGUCUGGAUGCAGUUCAGCGUCAAGAUGUGCUUUUUGCUCUUCUUCUUCCGUCUCUUCAGCGAGCGGCCAUUUCGCAUCGCGCUAUGGUCUGUUAUUGUCUUCCAUGCCGGGUCCACCAUUGCCAUAUGGCUGCUCUAUGCCUUGCAAUGUCAGCCGCUGGAGGCAUUUUACCAUCCUAAGCUCUACCCUGACGUCAAGUGCAUCAGUAACGACAUCGCAUACUUCAUUCCAUACUCUCUGAAUCUUUUUGUGGACGUCUGCAUCCUCGUCCUUCCCCUACCGACCAUCAUCACAUUGCAAAUGUCGACCAAGAGAAAGCUAGCCGUCACUGCCGUCGUCACCGCCGGCGGCGCUGCCGUGCUGUGCGGCGGCCUGCGAGCCAUCAUCCUCUCCGAGUUCGCCGAGUCCCCCGACUUCACCUGGGCGCUGGGCAAGAUGGUCAUCAUAUCGGCGGUCGAGAUCGACAUGGGCAUCAUCGCCGCCAACAUGCCGGCCAUCAAGGCCUUUUACAGGUGCUGGCGGCAGGACAAGCUCGGGGCGGGCCAGGGCAAGUACGUGGAGGACAGCAGCGCGGGCCAAGCCUCGACCGGUUCCCGCAGUGCCGGUCUGGAGCUGUCCAGCGACGCGCCACGGUCCAAGCCUGGUGUCGCCGUUUAUGUGGGCCCCAGGGAACGGCUGCCUUCUACGGAGAGCGAGAGGGAACUCUGGGAGCUCCCCAGGCAGAAGCCCAGGAAGGCCGAGUACGACAGCUCAUGGCGCAGUGGAGAGGCCUCGACAUCAUUAAGCGAUGAGAGCUUGAGACACCAUACAUGCCUGUACCUGUAUGAUGUGAGGUUCAGGUCGCAAACCAAGUCGCCAGAAUUGCAAUGGUUGUUUAUAGCGGCUGGAAAUGAGUACCACGGGCACAUUCUGUCAGUUUCAUGA
Molecule: messenger RNA, 1179 nt
Organism: Emericellopsis cladophorae
Lineage: Eukaryota; Fungi; Ascomycota; Sordariomycetes; Hypocreales; Bionectriaceae
Exons: 6
Coding region: 1-1179 (392 amino acids)
Source: RefSeq, a predicted model, not a curated record